This is a messenger RNA of Fraxinus pennsylvanica, 720 nucleotides long. The record is from the annotation of a GenBank genome assembly. NCBI's taxonomy places the organism in Eukaryota, Viridiplantae, Streptophyta, Magnoliopsida, Lamiales, Oleaceae.
AUGGAAGGUAAAGAAAGCAACGCGAUAUUCGAGUCGUUGAACUUGAACCCCCAGCUCUUCAUCAAUGAGGUUCUUAAUUUUGUAGACGAUCUCACCGACGAGGCCUUCAAUUACUUCCUCGAGGAGGCUUCUGCUCAAAUGAAAACGGAAGGCACUGAUCGAUCUGCGGAUUUAAGCCGGGGUGUGGCAUACAUUCGAAAUUUGGUCCAGUUGACACUGGACAACCGGUUGAAGAAGUGGGAAGAAUACUCUCUUCGAUUUUGUUUUCAUGUCCCUGAAGGAUUUUCUCUACCUAAAGCUAAUUCAUCUUCGGCUGAUGAUUUGCCAGAUACUCUUACUGAUACCGAGCUGGAUGCACAGUUGAAUUCUUUGCGAGACAAGCUUACUUUGGUUGGAAAAGAAUCUACUGACCUUGGCAAAGAACUUCUUGCAUUGGAAAAACAGUCUUUAUCAAGUAAUCAGUGUGCUGGAUCUGUUGAAGAAGCAUUACAGUUAUAUGAGAAGCAAGAUACCACCAAAAUGUUACAAGAGUUGGCUACUACUGCGUCGGAAUUUCGUUCUAAAUUGGAGAAGCUGAAUAGGAGAAGUAUGGACGAAAUUCAAAGCAUCAGAGCAAAGAGGUUGCGUAUACCACAAGAAGACAUGUUUCGAAUGAAUCAAGGCAAUGGCCUGUUUAAUGGAAAACUGGACGAUCUUCAACAGUUUCUGGAUGAGAUAUAG